Messenger RNA from Cladophialophora psammophila CBS 110553, 660 nucleotides. RefSeq lists its product as uncharacterized. The transcript has a single exon. The record is from RefSeq and is a predicted model, not a curated record. The coding region runs from base 1 to 660 and encodes 219 amino acids. Lineage: Eukaryota; Fungi; Ascomycota; Eurotiomycetes; Chaetothyriales; Herpotrichiellaceae.
AUGCCCGCACAUCACUUUCCUGUCACCAACAUUCCUCAACCCGGCCCAUACCAAUGGCCAGGGACGGCUCAGGAUCAGAACACGAGUCCCUUGCAACGUGAUCAACACGCUGAACACACCGACCGCCCUGCAGCUCCGGAGCAGCGGCUAGCCGUCCAGCCGGAAGACAUCAAUCAAUCCCACCCCAACGAUAGACCAGCCGAAAAUGGAAACCAACAACCUGAACAGCCUCGGCCGAGUCGGCAAGUUCGACCCAUCGAGCUGUUGGAUGAGGUCUGUGCAGAUAUGGAUGACCUAAAUCUCGCGACGGCUGUUCAACUAGCCCAGGACGAUCCCAGGCUUGAUUUUCGGGCCGCCAUGGAGCAACAGGCAAUCAUAAUGCAACACAUUCAUGAUCGUCCGUUGAUGCAGCCAGAGGAAUGGAGGACUGGCGGCGGUGAAGGUGUCUUGUACUAUCGAUAUCGCCACGGAUCGCGCCGCGAUGGUAUGCAAGUUGAACGAGAUCGAUUGGUGGUGCAUGCUGACGGGCCAUUCGGUCUUGUUCGGACAAGAUCCGCUGAGGGCGUGGUGGUUACGAGGCUGCCAUUGAGAUCACAACAUGAGAGGGCGAUGAGGGAUGUCUCUGGAGGAUUGAUCCUCGAUCGGCCAGUACGACGAUGA